Cydia amplana is the source of this 728-nucleotide messenger RNA. RefSeq names its product centrosomal protein of 97 kDa-like. The transcript is spliced from 4 exons. The coding region runs from base 354 to 728 and encodes 124 amino acids. Lineage: Eukaryota; Metazoa; Arthropoda; Insecta; Lepidoptera; Tortricidae. Gene Ontology annotation, molecular function: protein binding. The record is from RefSeq and is a predicted model, not a curated record.
ACCGAUAAAAAUUUGAUUCGAACAACGUUAACGUCAAAUUAACAAUGGGUUCCGAAACUAUCCUCCAAAAUUUUGUCAACAAUGAAGUGUUCUGUGAUUGUGAUUGAUUGUUACGUAUUUACACGAUAAAUUAAAUAAACAUCGAAAUUGAUAGUAUUAUUAAGAUAUCAGCAACUUUAUUCGAAGCGUAUUUAUUUAUUGUUACCAAAAAUUAUUUACUGUAAAUAUCUGGGCGUUGACAGUUAACCAAUAAUUGUAAUUAAUAUUCAGAACGUGAAUUUACGAAUGUUGAUUUUUGUGAAAAACUGCAUCAAAUUUCUAAAUAAAUAAAAGAUGCUAUAAAGUACAAUACGAUGGAGGAGUCUAAUAGCGAAACAUUGGACCUGUCGAGGCGUGGGUUGAAGAAAAUAGAGAAAGCGCCAUCCGAUGAUGGGAAAACUAUAAUAAACUUGAUCCUGGACCAGAACGAGCUGCAACGGCUGGACAACCUGGACACGUACAGUCGUGUCGAAAACUUGUCAAUAUGCAACAACUUCCUGCUGCGGAUGCACAGUGUGUCGCGCCUCACCAACAUCCGCAUUCUGGCCCUCAACAACAACGGCAUCCUGCAGAUUGAGGGGCUCAAGGAUCUGAUAUACCUUAAAGUGCUGAAAUUGGCUGGGUGGUUGCCCAUGGCAACCAUAGUAACACCUCAUGAACGAGGACGUUACUUUAAACCGUCCGAGUGA